GCCCCGCACGGCGCCUGCAGUUGGGGCGCUGUAACUUUAAACCUGACCAGACAGUGUCGGGCCUAGAGGGCGGUCCUAGCGCGGGGGCUGAGACCACCGUUUAGCCACCCGGCUCCCCGCCCUCUACGGCGGCGGGGAUAAAUGCUGACUUCGCUGCCCACGUUGCCAGCUGCGAAGUUCGCUGUCCCCACGGCUGCCGCCACCGCCGUGCGCCCAAGGCACCGUCGUGCGCUGCUCCAGGUUGGGCCUGUGGCCGCGGGACGUUUUCCUCGCCUCCCAGGACUCUGCCAGUGCCUCUCCCGGUCCUGCGCGCCGAAACCGCCGCCGGAGAGAACAAGUGAGCCGCCGGCGAGAUGUGGAAGGCGCGCCUUCUGCUUUUGCUCCUGGGCAACGCCUGGCCUUGGGUGUCGGCCGCCGCGGCAGCCAUCACUCCCCAGCCAGAAGAUGAGAUUGUGUCGCCAGGUGUGGAAGGUGGUGCAGUGAUCUCAGGUGCAGAAGACUACAUGGUGACUGCAGGUGCCAGCAAAGAUCACUUCGAGUCUAACAUCUUCAAAGAUCUGGUGCCAACAAGUGCAGACAGUGUAAUAUCUCGUCGCAUUGAAGAUCACUCAAUCCCAGAAGGCACAGUCCACUCUCAUAAAGAGAUCCCAAAGCCAACCACCCCGAAUGUGGCUACAAGUCACCCCGUGGAACAAGCAGAUGGAGAGACAGAGAAGACCACUGAGAAAGAUGGUUUGACAACAGUGACUCUGGUUGGAAUUAUAGUUGGGGUCCUACUAGGCAUUGGUGUCAUUGGUGGGCUCGUCAUUGCGGUUGCACGGAAAAUGUCGGGAAGGUACUCGUAAGUAAAGAACUGACACCUGCGUGAUGGAUCCCCAAAGCUCUUACAUCUACAGCACAGAACUUUGAAACUCUCAGUAAAAGACCUGUUCAAGAGCCGCCUUCCUCCGCAGGAGCUGCGUCACAAGUUUCCCCAGCAAAAUAGAUGUCGACUUAGACCUCCAAAAUGGAGAUCAGAGCCGGAAAGGGCUCAGAAGUUGACUUCUGUUGAGAUCUGCCCAAAUAGCAUCUCUUAAUUUUUCAAUUAAUUGAACUUGAAAGAAAACUCAAACCAAGUUUUAACUUGAACCUCAUUGCCCUGCCUGCAGCCAUCAGAAGUACACGGUUACUGGAAAAGCACUUGUCGUGGAGCCAAGAUCUCACUCUUGUAAGGAAGCCCGUUGGUGCUGGGCCCUUUGCCAUGUGAAUCCCUCCUUGCGCCGCUGCUCUGCGCGU
Messenger RNA from Ochotona princeps (American pika), 1275 nucleotides. It is a transcript of the gene PDPN, whose product is annotated as podoplanin. Gene Ontology annotation, biological process: lung development; positive regulation of epithelial to mesenchymal transition; positive regulation of platelet aggregation. Gene Ontology annotation, molecular function: signaling receptor binding; protein-folding chaperone binding; chemokine binding. NCBI's taxonomy places the organism in Eukaryota, Metazoa, Chordata, Mammalia, Lagomorpha, Ochotonidae. Bases 354 to 845 code for a protein of 163 amino acids. The transcript is spliced from 5 exons. Gene Ontology annotation, cellular component: filopodium; basolateral plasma membrane; apical plasma membrane. The record is from RefSeq and is a predicted model, not a curated record.